Condylostylus longicornis is the source of this 1511-nucleotide messenger RNA. Its product is annotated as methyltransferase-like protein 25B. The transcript is spliced from 5 exons. Lineage: Eukaryota; Metazoa; Arthropoda; Insecta; Diptera; Dolichopodidae. Bases 84 to 1448 code for a protein of 454 amino acids. The record is from RefSeq and is a predicted model, not a curated record.
AUAAAUGCUGCUUAAUAACUUAAACUUAUAUUUCAAUAAUAUAAGGUGAAUAAAAUAAGUUAAAAUAAUAGAAAGGUAUUAUAAUGAUAAUCAAAGAAGAUUAUAUUAAAUCAAUCUUAACUUCUUCUUUGGAGAUUGUAAGAAAAUACGAAUGGCUUAUCAACUCUUAUGUUUUGGAUUUUUUUGUAGAUAGACAUUGGGAAAAACUUCCCAACUCUUGGAAAAGUAUUGAAAAAGUAGAACCUGAAAAAUUAUGUGAGUUAUUGGAAGAAAACGUUAAAUUCACCGUAGUGUGGCCACUUUCCAUUUUGUCGUUGAAAGUAAUUUUUCAAAAACUUGCACUUAAUAGAAAACCCCCAAAAGAGAGUUUACAAAAAGAGAGACAAGAAAUUUUUUCCCAAAAAAAUAUAAAGAACAAAUUUGAAAAAAAUGUGAAAUUAAAAAAACGGCAUGAGAUAAUUUAUAUGUCUGAAAUAACAAAAUAUACAGCUAACAAAACUGGCGCGGAAUUCGUAGUUGAUUUUGGGGCCGGACUUGGCCAUUUUGCUAGAAUUUUAUAUUACAGAUUUAAUUUACGUGUAUGCUGCAUAGAAAUGCAGUCCACUUUAAACGAAAAUGCUAGAAUUUUAGACAAAAAUUUUGAAGAGUUCUUGCAUAACAAUUCUGAUUUGAAAAAAGUCGAUACUCCGAAGCACAUAACAAUGACAUUAACGAACUCUGUUACACCUGAAAUAUUUAAAGAAGAAAUUCUUAAUGCGUUUAGGAUUACUGAAACGGAAAGCUUUAAAUUUGGAAUUGUUGGAUUACACCCUUGUGGUGACUUAGCUGCAGUUUUGAUUAAUAUGUUUUUGAAAUGUAAAGCAGCAAAAUUUUUAAAUUUGAUUGGUUGUUGUUACAUGAAAUUAACUCAAAGCAGGAGCAGUGAAAAUGUUGGAUAUCCACUUAGCUCAUUCUUAAAAUAUGAAAUAGCUAACCUCUCUACUCUGUCAUAUGAAUCUAGAGAAAUUGCUUGUCAUGCUAUAGAAAUGUACGUGGAUCGUUUAAGAAGUGGAAGUUAUAAUGAACUAAAAGUUCAUACAUACAGAGCCAUAAUAGAACAAAUAAUAACACGAAUUUAUCCUAAUAAAAAGCAUAUAGCAUUAAGAAAUGUUAAACAUACUACUGAUUUGGAUUUCCUUACAUACUGCGAAAUUGCAACAAAAAAUACAGGAAUUGAUAUAAACAAAUAUAUUGAUAUAGAUGAAGUAAAUGAAAAUUUGAGCCAAUGGAAAAACGUUGUUAUCUUUUACACACUUAGGUUGCUUUUCGCACCACUUUUAGAAAGUAUAAUAUUAUAUGAUAGGGUUCUGCACUUAAUUGAAAAUGGUUGUGAAGUAAACAUUGAACCGAUUUUCAAUCCUCGAAUAUCCCCAAGAAAUCAUAUUACAUUUGCGACAAAAAUUAAUUAAGAAAACAAAACAUUAGAUGUACUUAUGUUUUUUAUAUUUUAGUUUUUAUUUUAGGGAAGAAUA